Molecule: messenger RNA, 4575 nt
Organism: Musca domestica (house fly)
Lineage: Eukaryota; Metazoa; Arthropoda; Insecta; Diptera; Muscidae
Gene: SKIP
Exons: 18
Coding region: 1453-4575 (1040 amino acids)
Molecular function (GO): protein binding
Source: RefSeq, a predicted model, not a curated record
UUGAACGCGAGCGUUAAUGGACGUGUCGUUGCGCGUAAGUGAUAGAAAGUGAUUGCUACGCCGAAUGUGAUUGAGUGAUGAUGAUGAUGAUACAUACUGCAUUUGAUGUUGUGAAGUCUUGCUUCUGAGAGAAUUGAAUGUGUGUGAUAUUUUGUUGACGGCAACAACAAUAAUAAAAAUCGUAAAGGAAAGAAGAAAAGUAAAUGACCAUCAAAUGUUCGAAACAUACAUAACAAAAUGUUGUUUAAAGUAAAAUAGCAGAGCAAAAAAAAGUAUAAAUAAAUAACGUGUGUACAACUCCUUAUGUGUGGCUGCGAGUGAUGAAAAAAGAGUGUGCAAAAGUAAAUCGGUAUUAUUUUCAAUUGCAAAACAAAAAGGAGAAACCGGUAAAAUAGGAGUGUAUCCUGCGAUUGUCCUGGAACAGUCCUUAUAUUCCCAUCAAAAUUAUAUAUAACCUUAAGUAUGGUUUUAACACACAAUGAGUUCGACAAACUUAAUAUAAACUAAAUGCACUUUCCGCUAAAAACAACCAAACAAAACCGAAUAACAUCAUCAAGCUGCUGCUACUGCUGCUGCUGUGAAUUAAAUGGUAAAAGUGCUGAAACAAAAACAACAUGAAUAACAACAGCAACAACAACAACAUAAAAGUGAAAUGCGAAAUAUAAAAUUGCAAUAGAAAAACAUUUAAAAUAACAUCAAAAGCAAAACGUUGGGCGCCAUUGUAUGGCACGUGAUGCUUGUUGCCUUGAAAAGACAUUUGGCAACGUUACGGAGGAUUUGGAGCUGUUCAACGCGGUAAAGGUGGUGCUGUGUGCGAGGAGUCAGCCAACCCCCAUGUGGGCAUACACACACACACCUCUGUACAUAGCCACCAAGUAGUUCGAACUGCCACUAACGGCUGUUGCUGCCGCUGAUCCUGGUGGUGGCCAUAAAAUUCUAUGACUCUGAAAAAAAAAAUUAACGGAAUAAUAAAACAACAACAUUAAGUAGUACAACAAAAGACAACAUUUUUAAGACAGAAGGAAACAAGGACACAUAAAAACAAAAUAACAAAAACAACAACAGCAACAACAAGAAAAACAAAUCCCAACGCUAAUAGUCGUCAGGUUUGUUGGGUGCAUUUAAAUGUUCAGCGAGCAAACAAGCUGGGAGCAACAGUACCUUGUUAAGGUAACUUAUGGACAUCAUCCGGCAAAGAAAUAACAAUUCACAACAACAACAAAAAUCAUAAAAAAACAACAACAAAGAGGGAGAGAAAAAAUAGAAAAUAAACAUUACCGAAUCCGUACCAACCCUCCCCUACUCAUGUUCGUGGAAUUGUAGGGUAAUCAAAAUCGGAAGUAUUGCACAACAACAACAAAAAACAACAACAUCGCACGGUAUUGGUGUUGUUGUGGGUCCCGUGCAAUCGCGUCGUAUUGUGUUGCAUUUUCGAGUAGCGCGCUUCGCGACAUGGCCGUCAGCAAUAUCGUGUGUGAAUGGCUGAGGGCCCUCGGUUUGGGCCAAUAUGCCGAAAGUUUUCUCGACAAUGGUUACGAUGAUUUGGAAAUCUGCAAACAGGUUGGCGAUCCCGAUCUAGAUGCUAUCGGUGUUGAAAAUCCGGCACAUCGUCACAAGCUGUUGAAAAGUAUACGACAGUUGCGUGAAAAGGGUGCCGCCUCGGUGUAUUUCAUGUUGAACGAUCCCAACUCAUUGUCGGGCAGUGCGGAAAUAUUAUGUGUAACACCACCGCCAAAUGAUCUGGAUAUUGUCAUACGAGAGCAGCUGGAAACGGAUGGUGUAAGGCUAACCGCUCAUCCAUAUUCGACACCGGAUGGACAACGUGGUCAUUUAGAGGGCCUAGCAUCCGUUUAUUGUGAAUUGUUAAUGGCUCCCUUCGGAGAUAUUUUAAGUGCUUUAGAAAAUGCCAGACAAGCAGCAUGGGCUGAGCGCAGUCCCAUGAAUCCUGCCGGCGGCAGUGGGAGUAGCGGUAGUGGCAGUGGCGUGAGUGGCAUUGCCACGCAGCGGCUUCACGGCCAUCGAGGCAAUUCCAGCCGUGGUGGUCAUCUGCCGAAUAGUCAUAGUCAGCCCAUAUAUGUGCCAGGAAAAUAUUCGCCCUCCAGUUGCCUGUCGGACAAGGAAGAAGAUGAAAUUUAUGGUUUCGGCUAUGGCGUGUUUGCACCACGUGUUGGUCGUGGCACUUUGACGCAACAGCAACAUUUCAUACAACAACAAACGCUGCAGCAGCAGGCGCAAAUAAGCCAGCAGCAGCAGCAACAACAACAACUGUCAUUAAUGCAAGGUGGCGGUGUUGGUGGUCAUCAAUUACAGCAACGCCAUCCACAGAGUCUUCAAUCCAUCCCGCCCAAUGCUGCCCAUUUGAAUUUUGUACAACAAAAUUGCCUAAGUCCUCGCUCCGCUUAUUUUUAUGAAUUUCCACCAACGACGGAGGGUCGUGAAACUAAAAAACGCACAACUCUAGCACGUCUAUUAAAAGGUUUAAAGACCGUCAAUCGUCGAGAUCGUGCCAGCCAUCAAAAUACCGCAGCUCAAGCCCAAGUCAGAGCGGCAAACGAACGUUUACGGCACUUUCAAACCCUAAAUGGUGGCCAUCAACAUAGUUUCGAGGAGACAAUUCAUAGGUUAAAAGUACAAGAGGCAAUGCGUAAAAAGGAGAAAUUUCAACGAGAACAUGAAGAGAUACUUCGUGACAUACGCAAGGGUUUACUGCAAAUGGGCCGGGAAGGCAAAAUAGAUGACACCUACAUGUACGAUGAUGCUUUGCGAAGUGGUCCCCACUAUGCUGUUAGUGGUAUCCAUCCCCAGGGUCAUUGGUACGAUGAACCUCCCUAUGAAAGUGAUCCAGAUGAUUUCCUGAUGUCAGGACUCAAUUAUGGGCCAGCGGCCACAAUACAGGGUGGACGUGUACGUUACUCCUCGAAUCGUGAUAGCACCGGUGUCAUUUCAUUACGUUCAGCCGGUGAUAUUUCAUUGCCACAACGAGCACCACCGCGAAGAGGUCUCAUCUUACCUCAACAGCCACCAAAUCCACCGACAAUAAUUCCUUUAACACAUGCCAGAUCCCAUGACCGAGAAAGCGGUGAUUAUGCUGGCUCAAUAUCAGACCUCCAAAGUGUUACCUCCCGUCUCAGCACCGUAUCGAUUAGUACCAAUAAUUGCACGGCUCGUUAUCGUACUUUGAGUGGUGGCCUUGGUAAUUCACCAUCUCUGUCGCCCAGUCCCUCCUCCGAUUAUGAAGACAUUGGCAUUGGAGCACCCCGGGCCCUGCCACCAAGCCUGGCGGCAAAGGUUAAAAAGAACGGUGCCAUUGCAACAAAGUCAAACACAAUUAGCCAGAAAGCUACCAUACAUCAUACCAACGAAAUGCGAAACUCGCAAAAGGAAAUUGGCACAUUUAAUGAGAAUGGAGUGCGAAACUUUGUUGCCACAAAAGAUACUUCAAGGGAUUUCAGCAAUUCCCAAGAUAAUACCGACCGGGGCAGCAUGAGCGAUCAGGCCUUUGCAUAUUCGGCGAGUUCAGUGGAAAGUUUACCCAGUGCUUCCGGUUCAAGCACUCAGGCUUUAGUACGUCCAGGCAGUCCACAAAGUUCCAUUUCGACCGAUGAUCGCAUCUCGUUAGCAGCACCAAUAUGCAAAGCAAAAGCACUUGUCGAUAGCAUGGCAAAUCCUUACGAUAAGGAUGCACUUAAAUUUAAGAAAGGUGACAUAAUAGAAGUGCUUUCAAUGAACGCCUCUGGCAUAUGGAAGGGUCGUUGCCAUGGCCGUGUGGGUCAUUUUAAGUUUAUCAAUGUCGAAGUGUUGCCAGAUCAGCGUUUGAAGCAUUCGCACAGCAAAACCCUGACGGGUCUGGCUGGGAAGAGCAUAAGCGCUGCCAUGGGUAUUGGCGGCAGGCAUAUGGCCAAUGUAAAUGGUCCACAUUCGGUGGAGGAUCUGUUGAUGCGCAUCGGUUUGAAGGAGUACACAUCUGUAUUCGUUUUAAAUGGCUACGAAGACCUGGAACUGUUCAAGGAACUAGAACCUGCAGAUUUGGAUUAUUUGGGUAUUAUUAAUCCGGAUCAUCGGACAAAGUUGUUGACCGCUGUGCAGCUGCUGCAUGAUAUGGAUUGUGCUUCCAACUUCCCCCAAACCGGCUCUGAUGUGGACAUUGCCGGUUCCAGUUCAGAAAAUGAUGAAGCUCGUCUCAAUAAUAUCAACAAAAAACAUGCUGCCUCGCCGUUCGGUCGUCGUCAUUUUCCACGCGACUCAGGUUGCUAUGAAGGUUCACCGGUGCCCACCUCACAGACACCCACACAAACGCUGGCCUCCACGGACGAUUCGAAUAGUUUGGACGAUGUUGUCUCGAAGUGUUCCAGUGAAAUUAUGAAACGUGUCGAGAGUGCCAAACGUGUUAAGGAUAACCCUUUCCGCACCAAUACCGCCCUACCAUCACGUGUGGGUAAGAAAUCCAUACUCGGCGGCAACAGUCUAAUGUCCGACGACACUUUAAUACGUGGCGGUGGGUUGAGUGAGAAAUCCAGUGAUUCGGGUGUCAGCAGCAGUUCGUUGUCUUCGGGUCCCAUGAAGAACAGCACUUAA